UAGAAGGUUGUGGAAGCCAUUUUCUUCCUUCAGUCAAAACUUUACGGAAGUUAGUGAUCACUUAGGGCUUCGAGGGGCUUUGAUGGAUAGUCUCGUAGAUGCACUGAGCAGUGCAUAUCAAGACUUUGUUGCAGCAUCGGCUGUUGUACUUGAAUCAAAGGAGAGUUCUAAUGGUCAGAAAACAGCAGCGACUGAUGCUGCAUUAGAAAACUUUAAGCAAAAAUGGGAAUUGUUCAGGGUUGCGUGUGAUCAGGCAGAGGAGUUUGUGGAGUCGGUUAAGCAAAGAAUUGGCUCCGAGUGUCUCGUGGAUGAGGCUACAGGCACUGUUUCGGGGAAGCCUGGGCAACCAGCUGCAAGUGGCCUUCAACCCAUUAGUGCUGUUAGGUUGGAGCAGAUGAGUAAAGCUGUAAGAUGGCUAGUGAUAGAACUGCAACACGGUUCUGGAGCGAAUAGUGCUUCAGCAGUACAUCCCAAUCCUUCUGCUCCAUUUGAUGCCAGAUUUUCUGAAGAUGCAGCUCAAUAGGUAACUACAGAGUCUGGUGAUCAGCAGAGAGAAACAGAAGAUCUUCUGUGCCUCAGUAACCCGUUAAAGUUGAUGUUUGAUGUAUGAAGUCAUGUUGUAAUGAUGUAGAAGAAUGAUAUUUCUCAACCACCUUUACCGCCUCCCUCCCUCCCUCCCCAUCUUAUGAGAAGAGCUGGCAAGUUUAUGUUUGUGUUUUCUAGGCUCAGAGAUUUACUUUUAUCGCAAUAUGAGCUACUGCACUGUUAGCGUUCUUUAGAUCUUAAGCAUACCAACAUAUACAAACAGGCUGUAUGUUUGUGUCUGCUAUGUGUAACUAUGUUCUCAAGUAUUUAUGUUUAUAAUCGAUUUUCGUUAGGAAA
Messenger RNA from Solanum stenotomum, 882 nucleotides. Its product is annotated as mediator of RNA polymerase II transcription subunit 32. Gene Ontology annotation, biological process: cold acclimation; regulation of DNA-templated transcription; root development. The record is from RefSeq and is a predicted model, not a curated record. Gene Ontology annotation, cellular component: mediator complex. The transcript is spliced from 3 exons. The coding region runs from base 83 to 523 and encodes 146 amino acids. NCBI's taxonomy places the organism in Eukaryota, Viridiplantae, Streptophyta, Magnoliopsida, Solanales, Solanaceae.